Messenger RNA from Thlaspi arvense, 420 nucleotides. Lineage: Eukaryota; Viridiplantae; Streptophyta; Magnoliopsida; Brassicales; Brassicaceae. The record is from the annotation of a GenBank genome assembly.
AUGGCUUCAAGCUCCAUAGCCCUUUUCUUGGCUCUCAAUCUUCUCUUUUUCACAACAAUAUCUGCAUGCGGUAGCUGCACCCCUUGCGGUGGAGGUUGCCCCUCUCCCAAGCCAAAGCCAACUCCUAAACCAAAACCAACCCCAAGCCCUAGCUCUGGCAUGGGAAAGUGCCCUAAAGACACUCUCAAGCUCGGUGUCUGCGCCAAUGUGCUCAAAGGACUCCUUGACUUGACCCUUGGAAAGCCACCGGUAGAGCCAUGCUGCAGUCUCAUCCAAGGACUCGCUGAUGUUGAAGCAGCCGCGUGUCUCUGCACCGCUCUUAAGGCUAACGUUCUUGGAAUCAACUUGAACCUCCCUAUAUCUCUAAGUCUGCUCCUUAAUGUUUGCAGCAAACAAGUUCCUCCUGGCUUCCAGUGCUAA